Racocetra fulgida is the source of this 393-nucleotide messenger RNA. NCBI's taxonomy places the organism in Eukaryota, Fungi, Glomeromycota, Glomeromycetes, Diversisporales, Gigasporaceae. The record is from the annotation of a GenBank genome assembly.
AUGCACAGGAAAAAAGACCUUUCUCAGCUAGUUAUUGAAGCACUUGUGCCUUCAAUAAGACUUGAUUUAUUGCCAAAAUCUACUAUCGAUAUUUACAUUACAGUACUUGAAAACGACGGAACAGCGUCUUGCUUGGCAGCUGCCAUUACAUGUGCGUCAGUUGCUGUGGCUGACGCAGGGAUUGAGAUGUUGGAUUUAGUACCAGCAUCAUCGGCGAUUUACAUGGACAGUGACCUUGUAGAAGAACAACACGAAACUGGAUAUUUGAUCCUAUCAUAUAUGCCUUCGUUAAAAGAAGUAACACAUAUAUUACAGUCUGGUGAUGUUGAUCUGGCUUUAGCAACUCAAGUAAGAAUCUCCAUUACUGUUAUGGACGUGUCAGAUAUUAGCUGA